AAGGAUGAAAAGAACAUUAUCUUGGAAGAAUAUCCGGAACCAAGUAUUAGAUUCUUAGAAGCAACAAUGUUAAAUUGUUUCAAUAGAAAAUUAAGGGACUACGCUGUAUGUAAUAGAACUUUGUUAUCGAAAGACACUCUUUGUAUGCAUUAUAUGAUGGAUAUGAUGCUUAUGUCUUUGGUGCUUCUAAACGAUUCUGAUGAUGAAAACGACAAUAGGAGUAUAGGUGAUAUAAGUAAUGAAAGUAACAGAAGCGGAGAACUCGUCAGUACUGACAUUUUGAACGGUAGUGAUGGUAUUGAGAUUUUGAAUAGGAGAGGGUGUAUUAGUAGUGAGAUUCAUUACACAAUUCUUUUUUUGAAUACGACAGAUUUCCAGAGCAGACCAUACGAUUGUACGCAAAAACGUUGCAAAAACUUUGAUACGGAUGCAGCUUUGGAUCAAAUUAUUGCACACUACUAUAUACCUGAUCUGCGUAAUUUAGAAUAUGAUGCUAGUAAACCUCAUCCAACAAUCAAGUAA
This is a messenger RNA of Dentiscutata heterogama, 522 nucleotides long. The record is from the annotation of a GenBank genome assembly. Lineage: Eukaryota; Fungi; Glomeromycota; Glomeromycetes; Diversisporales; Gigasporaceae.